Molecule: messenger RNA, 1002 nt
Organism: Brenthis ino (lesser marbled fritillary)
Lineage: Eukaryota; Metazoa; Arthropoda; Insecta; Lepidoptera; Nymphalidae
Source: the annotation of a GenBank genome assembly
AUGGGUUUAUGGCUGACGCAGCAUGCGAUGCACUCUGCGCACGAGCGGCUCGAGCGUGAGUCACGUGAGGGCAGCGGAAUGAUUUCACAGCCACCUGACCGAAGGUACCUCACCUGCGCGCUCCUCGCCUGGCAGCAACUCGGGCACAAGGGCGCUGACAGCCUCUACCAAUUUGUAGAAGAAAAUCGGGGAAAAUUAGUUUGCAAAGAUAACAAAAAAUCUAAUUUGGAUAAAAUUGACACUACUAACACAGCAGGGCCUUCUUCGAAACCAAUUGAAUAUGUCGCAAGCCACGAAAAAAAGGUUUCUAAAAACACAGAACUUUCAUGUUUUGACACUAUCUCUUCAAUGGGAACUGUAGUUAAAUUGCCAGUGGAAACGAAAAUUGUUAUGCACGUGGAAAAUUCUCAUAUUUGUUCUCAUCACAAUGCGAAAAAAACACAAAAAGUAACACUAGCACCAGCACCUAAACCUCAAAAUGAUACAUUGAACAAAGUAGAUGCUGCGUGCUGUUUGGAUACAGCCUGCUUACAACGUUUGACAGAGCUCGACACAGCGGUUAACGAGCUGCGGAGUCGAGCAGCAAAACUUGCGCGACGCGAGGCGGAGAGAGUCGAAUUAUUAGAACGAGCCGAGGCAGCUUGGAAAGAUUUAGAACUUGGAUACCAGCGACGUUUAAAUUUAGCCCAAGAAAAAGAAGAUGAUAUUGCAAAACAAAUUAAAGAUACUAUAGAAGAAAGGAACAAAUACAAAAAUGCCUGCACUAGUUUGGUUGAUAUUUUAAAAGAACACGGAGGUAUUGCGGAGAAGGAAAAAGCUCAUUUAACAACGGUGGAGAAAGAGUUGUGCGAGCGAGCGUGCAUGCGCCUGCAGCUCAGCGAGGAGUCAGCUCGGCAUGAUGCGGCUCUAGCGGAACAGUUGUGCCGGAUCACGCAGUUAGAUAGGGAUUUACUGAUAGUAUUUUUGGUUAACACGAUCGAUCGUUUAGGAACAGAGAAGAUG